AUCUAGCGGACCGGAGGGGAACUACAUGGUAAUAUCUUCGAACGAAACUACAUAUAAUUACGAUCGAACUUCACGUACAGGUAAGUUCGUUUGAUCGGCUAAUCAAACCUCAUCUCCCUCAUCUAAUGAGAAACGACGAAGACAAGCGACAAGCGACGUAAGAAUUUCAAAAGUUGCCGUUACACCGGACGCACUGAGCAGGAUUCCAAUUUUCUUUAUCAAAUUCUAAAAAUAUCGAUCCCUUGGAGUUUUGAUGGACCACAAUUAGAGCAAAAUCAACAGGAAAAUGAGUGAUGAUACGGUUCGGGUUGCCCUGAGAAUACGACCGCUGGUACCAACUGAAGUCGAACGUGGCUGUCAAACUUGUAUCAGCGUUGUUCCUGGUGAACAACAAGUUCAAGUUCGUGACAGUGAUAAGUCCUUCACAUUUAAUCACGUUUUUGGACCUGAUACUGAUCACGAGCAAUUUUAUAACACAGCUGUAAAAAAAACUGUCAACAAAAUUUUUAAAGGCUACAAUGUUACAAUACUUGCUUACGGACAGACCGGAAGUGGAAAGACUUUCAGUAUGGGAACUAAUUACAAUGGCAAAGGAGCAAUGGGUGUUAUCCCUCGUGCGGUGAAUGAAAUAUUUGAAACCAUAAACUCACAGAUUGAAUACACGUACAAAGUGACUGUGUCAUUCGUAGAACUGUAUCAAGAACAGCUCUACGAUUUACUUGCUGACAAAUCCAGAAAUGAAAGAAUCGUCGAUGUCAGAGAAGACGAUAAAAAAGGGAUCAAAAUCGUUGGAUUGACUGAGAGACCAGUUGCCAAUGCGAACGAAGCCUUCGAGGCUCUGACUCAAGGCUCCAACGAACGAGCAACUGGGGCUACUGCCAUGAACGCCCAAAGCAGUAGAAGUCAUGCUAUAUUUACGAUUGUAGUUUUUCAAUCAAAAAACGACGAUCCAAAUAGCGCAACAACGUCCAAAUUCCAUUUGGUUGAUUUGGCUGGUUCGGAGCGCAGUAAAAAAACACAAGCCACCGGAGAACGAUUUAAAGAGGGUGUAAAUAUCAAUAAGGGUCUUCUAGCACUGGGGAAUGUGAUCUCGCAGUUGGGAGAAGGUGGACCGUCAGCUUAUAUUGGUUAUCGAGAUAGUAAAUUGACGCGACUUCUCCAAGAUUCUCUCGGAGGAAACUCAAUGACACUGAUGAUCGCUUGCAUCAGUCCAGCGGAUUACAAUCUCGACGAGACAUUGAGCACUUUGAGGUACGCAGAUCGUGCAAGGAGAAUAAAGAACAAACCAAUUGUUAACCAAGAUCCUAAAGCAGCUGAAAUCAAUCGGUUAAAUAGAGUGAUUCAAGAACUUCGCUUAGCUCUCCUCGGCGAUGGAACAGCCAUUGGUAGUUGUCCUCCGGAGCAUCGUCUUCUGCAAGAAAAAGUGACAAAUUUGCAGAAAAAACUUCGAGAGCUGACCGAACAGCUCAAUACCAAUUUAAUUGAAAUAGUGAAUAUGCACGAACGAGCAGAACUGGCUGAACAAGCGAGAGAAAUACUAACCUCUGCAAUGUCUAAAAUAAUCGAUGAGUUCGAGAACGUCUUCGAAAAAAUGGAUGUUGCCUCUCCCGAACGUGCGAUGCUCAAUCCUCUUUACCAAAAAGUGCUAGAUUUUAUGAAAGAUCAAGAAACAACAGUUCAAAAAAUUCAUCAGCAUGAAAUGUCGAGCAUGUGCUCCUUGAGUAAAUCGGUCGGCGACAGUGAUUCGACGAACGUAUCGAUCAACGACUCAGAUCCUCAAGCUGAGGGAGUUCGUGUUGAUCUCGACGAAAGACACGCCGAGCACACUCUACGUCAAGCUCAAAGAAAUCAGGAAGUGAAUGACAUCAGUCGUUCACUCGCCAUGAAAGAGGAACUUAUUUCGACACUUUUAAGAAAUUCGACAUUAACGAUUGAACAUUCGAAAGAACUUCAACAAAUGGAGAAUGAGUUAAAAACUCUACAAAAUGAGAAGGAAGAGCUGCUCCAAGCCCUACAAAAUGUACAAUCUAACAACGCCAGUGCUAAACUAGCAGCUUCAAGACGCAAAAAAGUACAAGAACUGGAAAAACAAAUCAGUGAAUUAUCAAGAAAAUGUACUGAACAAAUGAGAAUCAUUAAAAAGAAAGAAAAAUCCGACGAAAAAAUAAAAAAUCUAUCCACCGAGAUACAAUCUCUGAAACAGGCAAAAAUUAAACUCAUCCGUGAAAUGAGAAAAGAAUCCGAAGUCUUCAACAAAUGGAAACGCGAGAGCGAACGUGAAAUCUACAAACUCAAGGAUCAGGAUAGAAAGAGACAAAAUCAAAUCGUCAAGUUGCAGACUCAACACGAUAAACAGCAAAACGUUUUCAAACGGAAGAUGGAAGAAGCUAUCGCCAUCAACAAAAGGCUCAAGGAUGCUCUGGAGCUGCAACGGAAAGCCCAGAGCAAACGCGAGAAGAAUUCAAACAGCAAGAGCAACGGUAUGCGUGACUGGGUCCAGCACGAAUACGCGAUUCUCACCAGUACCAUCGAGGCGGAAGCUUCUCUUGAAAAAAUGAUUCAAGAUCGGGCUGUCCUAUCGAAAGAAUUAGAAACAUUGAAAACUACGUCGUCUGGAAGUCCUUCGUCGUCAAAUCAUAUCACGCAACUAAAAGAGUUUCUCGAUUUGCGUAACACGCAAAUUGCAGAUCUCCAACGAGAGAUCAUGGAAUCGGACCAAGACAAUCGUAGCAGUACUCGUCUCAAUAAUAUUCAGUCGAUGGGAGAUGCAAAAACCGUCAUUAAAUCAUUGUUUGAAACGAUUGCUGUCGAUCACAGGAAAAAUAUAGGCAAGAGUCAGGAACUAGAAAACAAAUACGUCGAAUUGAUGGAAAAAUAUGACUCCGCUUUAUUAAAAAAUCGUCAAUACGAACUUCGCCAGCAGUCUGAAGGAAGACUGAAGGAACUGGAAGAAGAAUUAGAAAUGUAUAAAGAAAAGUGCGAAAAUCUCGAAGACAAGCUCGCUAUGGGCGUUACUUCAGCGGUGACAAAAAAUCGCAGUAAGAAGACCAAUGCUGCACAGCAAACUAGGCACAUGUCUGAUCCACAAGAUUUGGACAGUUCAUAUUUCCACAUUACCGAUGACAGUUUCAGCGAGAUCGAUGACGCCAACGAUCCCGAUUGGAAGAAAACUCCACUUUACAAACGCAUUCAAAAAGCACGAUUUUCGAAAAAUCGAAGCACCGAGUCACUCUCAGGAGAGAAAAGAUCAUUCGACGGAAUAAUCAAGUGCUCUUGCAAAAGUCAAUGUUCAACACGCUUAUGUUCGUGUCGAAAAAAUGCAACGAGUUGUUCCAACUGUAACUGCAAUCCUGAAAUUUGUACAAAUCGAAAUGAAGCAAAUGUCGGAACGAAAAAAUUAUUCUCCGACAGCACGGAUGAAAAUAAACCUGACAACGAAGAUUCUACUAAACGAGCCAGACUCGAAGCUGACCUGUGAAGUUGUUUAUCAAUUAAGGAAAUAAUUUUUAUCUCUCAGACUUAAUUAUAUACCUUAUAUUAUUAUAUAAGGUUAUGUCUUGUUUAUGUGAGUAUUGUUUAUUUCAAUUUUUUGAAAAUUAGUCACUGAGUUCUUCUAGACUUAUCGAUUAUCCUCGAAUAAAUGCAGGAACUAUAUUCAUUUAAUUCAGCAAACAAAAUUUGAUAACGCUUAAGAAUAAUAAUUAAGACAAAUCGAAAAAAGUUGCUCAUCAAUUGGUGAGUCGUAUUACUUGACAAAUUUAUUUAAAACGGAGCUAUUUGGUUCCGUAAACAGAUUUAUUGACUUGAAAAAUUAUGCCUGCGACGAUAAAAAAGGAAUGACCACAAAAUUUCUGUUCAACAAAAUGUAAACGGUAUUUUUAUAUGAGCAACCGAUCGAAUUUAAUUAUAAAAAUGUUAACAUUAUAUGUAAUAAAUUGGAUAAUAAUUCAAAAAAUGAAAAACUCCUUCAA
Venturia canescens is the source of this 3971-nucleotide messenger RNA. It is a transcript of the gene Klp3A, whose product is annotated as kinesin-like protein 3A. The coding region runs from base 287 to 3478 and encodes 1063 amino acids. Lineage: Eukaryota; Metazoa; Arthropoda; Insecta; Hymenoptera; Ichneumonidae. Gene Ontology annotation, molecular function: ATP binding; microtubule binding; microtubule motor activity. Gene Ontology annotation, cellular component: microtubule associated complex. Gene Ontology annotation, biological process: mitotic spindle organization; microtubule-based movement; spindle elongation. The record is from RefSeq and is a predicted model, not a curated record. The transcript has 11 exons.